AUGGCUGAAGCAUUGGCCUUGAUUGGCCUUGCGUCGGCAAUCGUCCAGUUCGUCGAAUUCGGGACGAAGCUCUUGAGUCGCUUACAUGAAUUUAGUGACGAUGUUGGGAAUAUGCCAAAGGUGUUUCAAGACACUAAAACUCGACUACCACUAAUCAUCAACACAUUAAAGCGUACCAAGGAACAGGCGGAAGCUGGCACUGUUGCAGGUUCGGUGGCGAGUGCACUUCAUCCUCUAGUCGAUGGGUGCACGGAGCAAGUAGAGCUCUUGUUCAGCAUUGUUGAUAAAAAUCUCCCGUCGGCCAAAGCGAGUACUUGGGAGAGAAGAUUGAAGGCUCUGAAAAGUAUCGCAGUCGACAAGGACGUGCAGAAGAUAAGCGCUUCGCUAGAUCGUAAUGUCCAGGCAUUGAUAUUUCAUCAAACGACGGUCAGGCUCGACAAUAUCACACUAAACACAGCAAAAAGCGCAGACAAAAUCUCUCUAGAGCCGUACUGGGUCGUGCCUUUUCUGCAAAAUCCCAAGUUUGUAGGUCGCUCCUCCGUGAUACAAGAACUCGAGGCAAAACUAGGACAAGAUGUAUUUGGUCGUCGGCUUGCACUGUCGGGACUCGGAGGUGUAGGGAAAUCCCAGGUGGCUGUUGAAAUGGCCUACCGUACAAGAGACAGAUGUUCCGGUUGUUCUGUUUUUUGGGUCCCUGCGACAAGUCCCGAAGCAUUCGAAGCUGCAUAUCUGGAGAUUGGGCGUCAGUUGAACAUAAAUGGCCUUACAGAUCCGGCUGUAGAUGUCAAAUCACUCGUGAAAGCUCGCCUCAGUGAUGAAUCUAUUGGCAAGUGGUUCAUGAUAGUGGACAAUGCGGACGAUCAAAACAUGCUGUUCAAAAACAUUGGCAGCGAAAGGCAACAGGUUACUCUGAUGGACUAUCUUCCCAGGAUAUCGCAUGGUGACAUCUUGUUUACGACACGAAACCGCAAACUAGCUGUGAAGUUGGCAGGAACAAACGUCGUCGCAAUUUCGGAAAUGGACGAAGGCGCAGCGGAGGAGCUCCUGCGCAAGUCCAUUAUUGAUGCUGAUAUUCUAGACGAUUCAGCGGUUACAGCAAGGUUUCUGCGUCAGCUCACUUACCUUCCCCUCGCAAUCGUACAGGCAGCUGCCUACAUUAAUGAAAACAGUAUCUCUGUGGGGGAAUAUUUGGACAUGCUCGAAGGCACGGAAGAAACAGUCGUGGAGCUACUAAGCGAAGACUUCGAAGAUGAUGGAAGGUAUCGCGAGUCAAAAAACCCGGUUGCCACCACGUGGCAGAUCUCGUUCGAACAGAUACGAUCUCGAGACCCAUUGGCCGCCAGAUACCUUUCCUUUAUGGCCUGUUUUGAUCCGAAAAAUAUACCACUUCGUCUGCUCCCUACGGAAAUCUCAAAGAAGAAACAGAUUGACGCUUUCGGGACGUUGAAGGCGUAUUCUUUCCUGACCGUCCGCAGUGAUCAGGGCUUUGACCUUCACCGACUGGUGCAUAUGGCAACCAGGGACUGGUUGUUUAUGGAUGAUUCCCUAGAGGAUUAUACGCAACAGGCGACCGAAAGAUUAGCCGAAGAAUUUCCCACCAGCGAACAUGAUAAAAAAGCCAUUUGGACUGCCCUCAUGCCGCAUGCACAAUAUAUAUUAGCAUCGUCGCUAGCCAUGGAGUCCAAGGAACGGUAUGAGCUGAUGCAGAAGGUAUCACUGUGCCUGUCCGCAGACGGCAAGUAUGAGGAGGCCGCAAGGUUCCAAUCCAUGACAUUAGCUCGGGCUGAGCAGACCCUUGGUCAAGCACAUCCAGAGACAGCGAUACACGUGCAGUUAUUAGCCAAGCUAAUGCAAAGCAUGGGAAAGUAUGAUGAAGCAGUUACACUCAAUAUGCGCGCAAUGGCCGUCUUGGAAAAGGUGCACGGGUCUGACCACACUAGUGUACUCACAACCUUGAACAAUCUGGCCAUGAAUUAUCAAGCCCAGGGUCGGCUCAGUGAGGCGCAAGGGCUUUUCAAGCGAGUAGUCGAGGAAAGUAAGCUCAAGCUUGGUGAAGAGAAUUCCGAGACACUGAAGAGUAUCGGGAAUCUGGCCACUAAUUAUACGACUUUGGGGGACUGGACCCAAGCCGAGGAAAUGCUGUUGAAAGCCAUCGAGGUGUCCAAGCGUAUUAAUGGACUGGAACACCCUGAGACCCUAUUAUACAUGAACAACAUAUCCGUCACGUACAGUUUCCAGCGAAAGCUAGAUCAAGCCGAGGCAAUGGCCAAGCAGACUCUGGAACUCAGAACAAAGGUGCUAGGCCGCGAUCAUCCUGAUACCCUGUUAACCAUCAACAAUCUGGCCUUGAGUUACAUUAACCAAGACCGAUUCGACGAGGCUGAGACGCUAUUCCAGGAAGUGAUUCGGGUUAGUACGAAGCUGCAAGGGAAGGACCACCCGGACACGUUAAUCGCGGUGUCCAAUCUCGCGAGUAUCUAUUUGGCCAAGUCCGACUGGAAGAAUGCGGAAGAGCAGUUUGCCCAAGUGCUGGAAACACGAAGGAGCUUUCUAGGACGAUAUCACAUGAAGACCAUCAACGUUGCGGCUCGUUUAGGCUUCGUCUACCAUGAGAGCGGGCAGACAGAAAAGGCGGAGCAAUUGCGGACGGAAGUAGAGGCUGCGACGCCGGUGCUGAUGAUGCAAGGUAUUGCACCAGCCUGGGUGACAUUCAGGAAGUCAGAUGAUCCAGCUGGGUUUUGGGAAGUUGUUAGGAAGAUAUGCAGCCCCGAGGCACGCAGGCAUGGGAUGCAAGUAUUUACGGGGUGA
This is a messenger RNA of Talaromyces atroroseus, 2808 nucleotides long. RefSeq lists its product as hypothetical. The transcript has a single exon. The record is from RefSeq and is a predicted model, not a curated record. Lineage: Eukaryota; Fungi; Ascomycota; Eurotiomycetes; Eurotiales; Trichocomaceae. Gene Ontology annotation, cellular component: kinesin complex. Bases 1 to 2808 code for a protein of 935 amino acids. Gene Ontology annotation, molecular function: protein binding.